Nestor notabilis (Kea) is the source of this 777-nucleotide messenger RNA. RefSeq names its product synapse differentiation inducing 1 (gene SYNDIG1). Gene Ontology annotation, biological process: synaptic vesicle clustering; positive regulation of synapse assembly. The transcript has 3 exons. Bases 1 to 777 code for a protein of 258 amino acids. Lineage: Eukaryota; Metazoa; Chordata; Aves; Psittaciformes; Psittacidae. The record is from RefSeq and is a predicted model, not a curated record. Gene Ontology annotation, cellular component: excitatory synapse; postsynaptic density membrane; intracellular membrane-bounded organelle.
AUGGAUGGCUUGGUGGAACAGAACAGUGUGCUAAUGCACAAUAAGAUCACGGAAGCCGGGAAAAGGAAUGGUUUAAUUAAUACAAGGAACUUGGUGGCAGAGAGUAGAGAUGGGCUGGUCUCUGUGUACCCGACCCCUCAGUACCAAAGCCACCGAGCAGGCAGUCUUUCUUCUCCGGGCUGCCUGGAGAAUGGCAGGAAUGACCCUGUGCAGCAGCUCCUGGACCCCAACAUGCUGCAGCAGACAGUGGAGUCCCACUACCGGCCCAACAUCAUCCUCUACUCAGAGAAUGUGCUGCGCUCGUGGGGCGAGAGCAUCAGCUCAGAAUGCUGUGAAACUACCUUCAUCGAGGACCGCUCUCCCACCAAAGACAGCCUGGAGUACACAGACAGCAAGUUCAUAGAUCUCUCAGCAGAUGACAUCAAGAUUCACACCCUCUCCUAUGAUGUGGAGGAAGAGGAGGAUUUCCAGGAGCUAGAGAGCGAUUACUCAAGUGACACCGAAAGUGAAGACAAUUUCCUGAUGAUGCCACCAAGAGAUCACCUCGGCCUCACUGUGUUCUCCAUGCUCUGCUGCUUCUGGCCAUUGGGGAUUGCUGCCUUUUACCUGUCUCAUGAGACAAACAAAGCAGUAGCCAAGGGGGACUUCCACCAUGCAAGCUCCAGCUCCCGGCGAGCACUCUUCCUGGCUGUCCUGUCCAUCACAAUCGGAACUGGCAUCUACGUUGGGGUGGCCGUGGCUCUUAUUGCCUAUCUGUCCAAAAACAAUCAUUUAUGA